AUGGGGGAUAUUUGCUUGACGAAGAUGCGCAAAUUGGACCAGUUAUGCCAACUCUUGCUAACCCAAUGGCCGACAGAAAAACUGGUAAGGCAAGUCGCCAAACGACUGGCCGGGAGGACACAAUUGGUCAUCCCUUUCUUCGGAGGCUUCCUAUCCCAGUUGAAGUGUAUAAUGGAUGAUACACCUCCGAUGGUGCUACUACCAAAAGAGAAAAUGAAUCAACCUGUUGAUAUAACAGAGGACGUAUUUACCACUUCUAUUGGGGUGGGUGGACUUCUAAAUAUUUGUCGGGCUCAAAAGACGAUGUCUGUACUAAAAGAUGUCGAAAUGUUCCAAAGGCAUGCGGAGAAUGUUCUAAAGGUUGAAAACGAAAUAGAGAAGCAUUUUUCGGAACUUCUUGGGCUCAGGUGA
Messenger RNA from Protopolystoma xenopodis, 411 nucleotides. NCBI's taxonomy places the organism in Eukaryota, Metazoa, Platyhelminthes, Monogenea, Polystomatidea, Polystomatidae. The record is from the annotation of a GenBank genome assembly.